GGAGACUCUGGUGAAACAGGAGAACCAGGCCCACAGGGAGACGUCGGCCCUCCAGGUCCAAGAGGAGAGCGAGGAGAGAAGGGAGAAGCUGGACCCGCUGGUUCUGCAGGGCCCCCCGGACCUAAAGGACCACCAGGAGAUGAUGGUCCUAAAGGAAGCCCUGGUCCAAGUGGUUUCCCUGGUGAUCCUGGUCCUCCUGGAGAGCCUGGUCCAUCUGGUUUGGAUGGUGCUCCUGGAGAUAAGGGUGAUGAUGGAGAGCCUGGUCAGCCGGGAUCCCCUGGACCUACUGGUGAAACUGGCCCCACUGGACCUCCAGGAAAGAGAGGGCCUCAUGGACCUGCAGGACCUGAAGGAAGACAGGGAGAGAAGGGUGCCAAGGGUGAAUCUGGUCUCCUGGGUCCACCUGGUAAGACAGGUCCAGUUGGUCCUCAGGGAAGCCCUGGAAAGCCUGGCUCUGAGGGUCUGAGAGGUGUGCCUGGACCAGUGGGAGAACAAGGACUGCCCGGUGCUCCUGGACCCGAUGGACCUCCGGGACCGAUGGGUCCUCCUGGACUGCCUGGACUGAAGGGAGAAACUGGGAUUAAAGGUGAAAAGGGUCAUCCUGGUCUCAUUGGACUCAUCGGACCUCCAGGAGAACAAGGAGAGAAGGGAGACAGAGGGUUGCCAGGUCCACAGGGAACUGCAGGACUCAAAGGAGACACUGGUAUUUCAGGACCAGCUGGACCUAUUGGACCCAUUGGACCUCCUGGUCUCCCG
Molecule: messenger RNA, 756 nt
Organism: Carassius carassius (crucian carp)
Lineage: Eukaryota; Metazoa; Chordata; Actinopteri; Cypriniformes; Cyprinidae
Product: collagen alpha-1(V) chain-like
Exons: 11
Source: RefSeq, a predicted model, not a curated record